Messenger RNA from Paramecium sonneborni, 354 nucleotides. NCBI's taxonomy places the organism in Eukaryota, Ciliophora, Oligohymenophorea, Peniculida, Parameciidae. The record is from the annotation of a GenBank genome assembly.
AUGUCUAAUAAUGAAUAAGCUAAAAGAAGAAGAUCCAAAAGAGGAGAAAUAAAAGGAGAUUUCAAAUGUACAUCUGAUGGAUGUGGAAAAGAAUACUUGAGUUAUCCAGCUUUAUAUACUCAUAUCAAGUCAAAACAUGGGGCUGGAUAUUUAAAAAAUAUGUUAAGGCCAAAAGCAGUCGGCAGUAGAGGAAGACCAAGAAGAGAUGAAGUAUGCUUUUAUAUAAUCUAGUUGAAGCAAAAUAAUUUCAAAGUAUGUUUUAAUUUUUAUUUAGUGAUGGUUUGAAAAAUAAAAUUCAUUUCGUAUUUAAAUUUAUUGAAUCUAAAAAGGGUAAUAAAAUUGAAAAUGAUUCUU